GGCCGCUCCGCUGCUCCGGCCGCGCGUCCCGUGCGCGUCCGUCCGUCCGUCCUCCUGCCGCCCCGACCCCCACCCGGUUCCUUUGUGCGGCGCUCCCGGCCCGUCCCACCUCCAGGCCUUUCCCGUCGCCGCCGCCGGACUCUGCCCAGGGGAAUGGUCUGCGGGCCGAGGUUUUGGAGACAGGAAGUGAGGCGCGCGAGCCCCAUGAGCGCGCCGCGCCGCGGGCUGGCGUGCGGGCGCGGCUGCGGCUGCCGCGCGGCGGGACCCAGGGAGGCGGGCCGCUGAGCCGGGCGCGCGGCCCUGAGGAUGCGGGAGCGGGAGCAGCACUGGCGUGGAUGCUCUCUUCGCCCGGCCUUUGGGGACUCAGUUGCUUUUUGAUGGCGGCAGCCGCUGCUGGGUGAGCAGCCGGAGACUGUACGGUGCGCCUGCGGUCAGGUCAGGAGAGGAUCGCUUUCUCCCGCCAUCAACUGCCACCGGAUUGGGGCGGUGCUUUUCCCUCUUCAACCCCUCCACCCGCAAAGGGAGAAGAUGCCACUGCCAUUCGGGUUGAAACUAAAACGCACCCGGCGCUACACGGUGUCCAGCAAGAGCUGCCUGGUUGCCCGGAUCCAGCUGCUCAAUAACGAGUUUGUGGAGUUCACGCUGUCCGUGGAGAGCACUGGCCAGGAGAGCCUGGAGGCUGUGGCCCAAAGACUGGAGCUGCGGGAGAUCACUUACUUCAGUCUCUGGUACCACAACAAGCAAAAUCAGCGCCGUUGGGUAGAUUUGGAAAAGCCUCUCAAGAAGCAGCUGGAUAAAUAUGCACUGGAACCUACCGUCUAUUUUGGAGUGGUGUUUUACGUGCCUUCAGUUUCACAGCUGCAGCAGGAGAUUACCAGGUACCAGUAUUAUCUGCAGCUGAAGAAAGAUAUCUUGGAAGGAAACAUUCCUUGUACAUUAGAACAAGCAAUUCAGCUAGCCGGCUUAGCUGUUCAAGCCGAUUUCGGUGACUUUGAUCAAUAUGAAUCCCAGGACUUCCUUCAGAAAUUUGCCUUGUUUCCUGUGGGGUGGUUACAAGAUGAAAAAGUAUUGGAAGAAGCAACCCAAAAAGUGGCCUUACUGCAUCAGAAAUACAGAAGGCUCACGGCUCCUGAUGCUGAAAUGCUGUACAUGCAGGAGGUAGAGAGGAUGGACGGCUAUGGAGAAGAGAGCUACCCCGCAAAAGAUAGCCAAGGCAGUGACAUAUCCAUUGGAGCAUGUCUUGAAGGCAUCUUCGUGAAACACAAGAAUGGAAGGCCUCCUGUGAUAUUUAGGUGGCAUGAUAUUGCUCACAUGUCCCACAAUAAGUCCUUUUUUGCAUUAGAGCUGGCCAGUAAAGAGGAGACCAUCCAGUUUCAAACUGAAGACAUGGAAACCGCAAAAUACGUGUGGAGACUCUGUGUUGCGCGACACAAAUUCUACAGACUAAAUCAAUGCAGCCUGCAAACCCAGACUGUCACAGUGAACCCAAUUCGGAGGAGGUCGUCUUCAAGGGUGUCUCUGCCUAAGCCCCAGUCCUAUGUGAUGCCUCCCCAACCCCAGCUGCAUUAUAACGGACAUUAUACAGAACCAUACACUUCCUCCCAAGAUAACCUCUUUGCCACCAACCAGAAUGGAUACUAUUGCCACUCCCAGACGAGUCUGGAUCGAGCCCAGAUUGACCUCAGCGGUCGGAUCCGAAACGGCAGCGUAUACAGCGCGCACAGCACCAACUCCCUGAACAACCCUCAGCCCUACCUGCAGCCCUCCCCCAUGUCCUCCAACCCGAGCAUCACUGGGAGUGACGUCAUGAGGCCCGACUACGUGCCGUCACACCGCCACAGCGCCCUGAUCCCGCCGUCGUACCGCCCGACCCCGGAUUACGAGACGGUCAUGAAGCAGCUCAACCGGGGAAUGGUGCCCGCCGAAAGGCAGAGCCGCUCGCUGCGAAACCUCAACAUCGGCAACUCGUACGCCUACAGCCGGCCCGACGCGCUGGUCUACAGCCAGCCGGAGAUUCGGGAGCACGCGCACUUCGCCUCCCCGCAGUCGGCGCACUACCCGUUCAGCCUCAACUACAGUUUCCACAGCCCGUCCCCGUACCCGCACCUCGCCGAGCGGCGGCCCGUGGCGGGCGCCGUCAGCGUGCCCGAGCUGACCAACGUGCAGCUGCAGGCGCAGGACUACCCGGCCCCCAACAUCAUGCGCACGCAGGUGUACCGCCCGCCCCCGCCCUACCCGCCCCCGCGGCCGGCCAACAGCACCCCGGACCUGUCCCGCCACCCGUACAUCAGCAGCAGCAACCCCGACCUCAUCACCAGGCGCGUGCACCACUCGGUGCAGACGUUCCAGGAGGCCAGCCUGCCGGUGGCGCACUCCCUGCAGGAGGUCAGCGAGCCGCUCACGGCCGCCCGGCGCGCGCACCUGCACAAGAGGAACAGCAUCGAGGUGGCCGGGCUGGCGCACAGCCUCGAGGGCCUGCGGCUGAAGGAGCGCACGCUGUCCGCCUCGGCCGCCGACCCGCCGCCGCCGCGGCCCGUCUCCUCGGGCUCCCAGCCCGGCGGCUUCCCCGAGAGGGCCGAGCGGGACGAGGCGGACGAGCGGGGAGGCCUGGGCUAUGGCCACAAGAAGUCUCUCUCGGACGCCACCAUGCUGAUCCACAGCAGCGAGGACGAGGAGGACCCGGAGGAGGACGUGGCCACGCUGGAGGUGCCCCUGCUGCCGGCCCGCGGGCCCUGCGCCCCGGUCCCCGCCGCGCUGGGCCCGGGCCCCCUGCACGGCCGCGAGCCCGGGCCCCAUCUCGGGGAGGCCCUUCGACCCCGCAGAGAGGGGCUGCUCACGCCCUCCAUGUCCGAAUCUGAUCUCACCACGUCGGGGCGCUACCGAGCCAGGAGGGACUCCCUGAAGCAGCGGCCGGUGUCAGAUCUCCUCUCCGGAAAGAAGAACGUCGUGGAAGGCCUUCCGCCGCUAGGGGGAAUGAAAAAGAGCCGGGUAGAUGCAAAAAAAAUUGGUCCUCUCAAAUUGGCUGCCCUAAAUGGACUCUCCCUGUCUCGACUGCCUCUGCCGGAUGAAGGAAAGGAAGUGCCUGCCAGAGCCACCAAUGACGAGAGGUGUAAAAUUCUGGAACAGCGGUUAGAACAGGGAAUGGUAUUCACAGAAUAUGAAAAAAUUCUUAAAAAACGGCUAGUUGAUGGGGAGUGCUCAACAGCACGACUCCCUGAAAAUGCAGAAAGAAAUCGAUUCCAAGAUGUCCUUCCCUAUGACGAUGCCCGAGUGGAGCUGGUCCCAACUAAAGAAAACAAUACCGGCUACAUCAAUGCGUCUCAUAUUAAGGUCUCUGUCAGUGGAAUUGAGUGGGAUUAUAUCGCCACACAGGGACCAUUACAGAAUACCUGUCAGGAUUUCUGGCAGAUGGUGUGGGAACAGGGAAUUGCCAUUAUAGCCAUGGUGACUGCGGAAGAGGAGGGCGGAAGGGAGAAGAGCUUCAGGUAUUGGCCACGACUGGGCUCCAGGCACAACACCGUCACCUACGGGAGGUUUAAGAUCACAACCCGGUUCCGCACGGACUCUGGCUGCUACGCCACCACCGGCUUAAAGAUGAAGCACCUGCUCACGGGGCAGGAGAGGACAGUGUGGCAUCUCCAGUACACAGACUGGCCUGAGCACGGCUGUCCGGAGGACCUCAAGGGGUUUUUGUCAUACCUCGAAGAGAUCCAGUCUGUUCGACGCCAUACAAAUAGUACCAGUGAACCAAAAAGCCCCAACCCUCCCUUGCUGGUCCAUUGCAGCGCAGGAGUGGGAAGGACCGGCGUCGUCAUCUUGUCUGAGAUCAUGAUCGCCUGUCUGGAACACAACGAGGUGCUGGACAUCCCAAGGGUGCUGGACAUGCUGAGGCGACAGAGGAUGAUGAUGGUGCAGACCCUCUGCCAGUACACGUUCGUGUACCGAGUGCUCAUUCAGUUCCUGAAAAGCUCAAGGCUCAUAUGAGCUCCCACAGCUUGUCACGGGGACCGCCGGAUCAUGGGAAGCGUUUACAGCGAAAAGAAGUGCUUGCCUAACUCCUACUUCCUCCGGCACCCUGGGCCGCCAGAGGCCGUGUGAAUGGAUGACGGGCACUGAAGGCACUGUGCCGAGCAGGAGGCCAAAGUCGGGAGGCUUGGCCCGGGAAAGAUGCUGAGGGAGAAGGACUCGGUUCCCAGGGCCUCGCCCGGCUCCGGUCUGUCCCAUUUGCGGUACUUGCACACUUUGUGGAGGUUGUGUUUUCCAGACAAUUCUCUGUUUUACUGAAGCUAUGCUGGGCAACUCUGGCAAUCAUUAAGGCGCAUAGAUUUCUAUCUUAAACUAGUUUUUGAUAAUGGAAUUUUAUUUUAUAACUAAAGUAUUUGAACUUUCUAGGCGGAUGGUCCACAGGUGUGAUCGGUUCCUGUAUAAGUUUGUAUUUAAAACCAUGUUGCUGUUUCUCGUUACUUCUUAAAAACCUUGGGUACUUAACGGUUUAGUUACCAAACCCGAAACUACGAGAAGAAUCUAGAAGUGUUAUUUUCAAACAUAGAAAGCAUUUUUAUAUUCAGAAAAUUUCUUAUCCUAAAAAUUCUAUAUAUUUGUACCUUCUAUUUUUUCCAGACGAGAGUUCAUCUCAACUCAUUAAGAUACUGAAAUGAAUGAAGGCACAUGAUUGAACAUGUAAGAGAAUAAUCGGAUUCACCAUUUUAUUCAGUAUUAUUUGUAAACCCAAACGAGUUCGAUUUUUCAUUGGUUGAAAAUGAAUUGAAAAACCAUUGUAUCGGAUGGUUUUAAGCACUUUUUUUUAUUAAAAACAGAUCUGAGUUCUGACAUGUGCUGCUUUACAGAUGAAACAGUAACAGUGGACAUUACUCCAGAAGGAGUGUUUUGGAAGAGCUAAGGAAUAAGUGUAUGUAGGAUGGUUGGGGCAAGAGUGAGUUUGGCAUAAGUACAAGAUGCCUUUGGCCAAAGUACAGUAUUACCUAUACUGAGACUGUGAGGCUGGGGUGGAGAGAGGGGGGGCUUGGGAGGGUGGGGGCCGAGCCGCCCCCAGACGGUGGGUAUCCCCGGGAAAUUCAAGAGCCAUCCCUGUCAGUGACUCUUUCCUUGGAGUUUCUUAUACCUCAACUCCUUUUUUAAUAAAUAAAGUCAGGUUUCUGUGACCAUCAAAAGCCUUGAAGGGGCUUUCUUUUCUUUUGGUUGAAAGAAGGGAAGAGUUGCUAAUAGUUUCACCUCAUUUCCCAAAACUGUGCCCAUACUUGUGGGGCCACCCGGCAUUGCUGUGGUAUUCAGGAGGUGCUCGGGUUUUAGCUCCCCAGCCUCCUGACUUCACCCCUGAGGUCAGUUUUAGCUUCUUGGGCCCCCCUCCCCCCAGCCCCCAUCCUUUCCAGAUGCACCGAGUGCCGGUGGGCAGAACCAGGCUGAGUUAGAGACGGGAGGGUGUCGCCUUUGGUCCGGGCUAAGAUGGCCUUGUCACGGAGGGACUUGAGUAGGUCUGAGGACUGAUUGGAACAUUUACCUGAGGAACCAUCUCGUAUUUCCUUCUGAGGCUGCGUCUGUAAAAUGCACAGCUUCCACAAUGUCACAUGCAGGGUUCUGCCCCUACUUAGGAUCUCCUAGGGGUGGUUCCGAUUCCCCCGUUCACCCCUAAAGCAGCGUAACUCACUGUGGUGACCACGGAGUGUGUGUGGUCUCCUGGGAGGCAGGAUUUCCUUCAUACGGUGUGGAUCUGCCCAUCUCUUAAGUCACCCAGAAACCACCCACCAAAGAGGAAAAUUCACAAGAUACUAAUGAAAGCGAGAGGUGGAAGUGGACACAAGCGCUCACUUAGGGACAAAAUGUUCCUUUUAAACCGGAAGUUGUUUUAAGAGUCCUGUUUAAGUAACAGUAGACCCAAGUGUGAAUAUUGACAAAGAGCUCCCAGAAGAGCGGAAUAACAGUUUUUUAUGGUCAUGUUUCCCGUCUCCACACCAUGUAAAGGACAGGAACGUUUGCAGUGCUUUCUUUCUCCCGCGGUACGUUUUUUUCUAAAAUGCUUUUCUGUCAGGUUUACACAUUUUGAAGUGUCCCAAUGACAAGAACAUACUGUAAAACAAAAAUCUGAAGAGUAAUAUAUGGUAUAUUUGUCGUCCAGUUGUAAUAACUGUAAGAAAAUUACUUUUGAGGGCUGCGUCAUACCGUUUAAAUGUCACUCUUAAAACGUCGCAUGUUUGACAUAGCUUCUAAGAUCCAUGUAAUUUAUUGUCCCUUUUGAAUAAACUUUUCCAGUUAGUGAAUGUCAAAGUACUUCUGGAUAAAAAUAAAUCUACAUUACUGGACUUGGAAAUGAUGUGAUUUUCCAGAGUGAACUGUGUAACAGGGACACUUGGUAGGAUGUUGCCGUCUGCCCAGCCUCCGCGGUGCUUUAGUAUCUCAGUGUCUUUUAGUCCCUUGAGGUUCUACGUUUCGUGUCAAAAUUACCAAAAUGUACAUUUCCCCAAAAAGCAAGUUAUGAGCCGGUGUUUCCCAGAAGAUCAAUGUUGGCAUCUCUGGCAUCAGUCUUCCUGAUUAGUGGGGUCUUUAAAAAAGAUUUUUAUUUUUAAGUAAUCUCUACACCAACGUGGGGCUCAAACUUACGACCCCGAGACCAAGAGCCACACACUGCUCCCGACUGGACCAGCCAGGCGCCCCCUAGUCUCUUGAUGAAAUGUUCUCCCUGAGAGUUUUGAGCACAGAAAGUAUUCAUUUGGAAAGUUAAUUGUAGUCACGGUUAAUCACUUUUUUCCUGGAACACCUACUGUGAAAUACCUUGAAAGCCCUAGUAUUUAGCCUUUAAAACCCUUUGGCAGAAAUAAAACAGAAGGUGGACUUAGGCUUCCUUAGAAGCUCCCAGAAAGAGUAAGGUCUAAACAGAAACACAGAGGAGUGUCAGGCUGUAGGACCGAGUGAUGAGAGCAGCAGAGCAGAGCCAACUUUUUUUUGAAACUUUUUUUUUUUUUAUUUUAAUGUUUAUUUUUGAGAGACAGAGAGCGUGAGGGGGAGAGGGAUAGAGAGAGGGAGACACAGAAUCGGAAGCAGGCUCCAGGCUCCAAGUUGUGAGCACAGAGCCCGACGCGGGGCUCGAACUCAUGAACUGUGAGAUCAUGACCUGAGCUGAAGUCAGACGCUCAACCGACUGAGCCACCCAGGCGCCCCUAAAGCUUUUGUUGUCACAAGAAAACCGCUCCUUCAGAUGGGUUGACAUGUUAAUAUUCACAACAUUAAGAAAAUACAAAUGUACAUAUAUAACAUAUAUAAUAUAAAACUUUGUAUGUUUUAAAAUCUACAAUUGGAGGUCAGCUGUACCUUAGGAACAGGCUUGAGAUUUGCACGAACAAAUGGAAACAAGAAUUACUGUUUAUUGUAAAUCAUUUUUAAAAUCAGGCUUGUUAAAAAGUUUACUUAAUUCAAGUGAUCUCUACACCCAACAUGGGGCUCAAGCUCACAACCCUGAGAUCAAGAGUCACAUGCUCCUCUGAGCCAGCCAGGCAUCCCUAAAAUCAGAUUUUUAAAGGGAAUUCUUUGGUAUAUAAAUUUAGGGAACUUGUUUCCCAUCAGGAUUUCAUGUGGAAUAAGCUAAAACUAUCUUUUUCCAGUUUAAAGUCUAUUAAAAAUUAAAUUGGAGGGGGCUUUUUAUUGAGCUGAGGGAUAGACAUUUCAAAAAUAGAGGAAUAGGGACAUUAACAAUUUGCGUGGAAAAGGCAUUUCUCAAAAGAACAUGAGUUUUUCCAAUUCCUCUAGACGAGGGCUCUGUUCCAGUAUCUACAAUUAUAGAAAAACCAGGAAAAAUCAGAAAGUGCAGUUGCUUAAGGUGUGCACGCAUUGGAUAAAGGAUUCUCAGAAACAAUUGAACGGGUCCUUGGAUGGUUUAAGGUGGCAUCCUUUUCUGUAUAGUACAGGCAGUUCCCAAAUAAAAAUCGUGCUCUAAAAGUUCAGAUGUAUGUGUGUUGAAUUACUGAGAAAUAUAGUAAUAUUUCCCCCUUGUAAGCCAUAUUCCAAGUGGGUGUUAACUUUCUCGGCUUGUCCUCCCAAAGCUUGCUGAAACUGUCAGGGCUCUGAAAGGUGAACCGUGGUGGAGAAGCCAAGGGCCAUAAUCUGAGCUCUGAGGAGAGAGCAGUCUUCCUCCCUGCUGCACCCUGGUGGUGAGAUCGGAGAAGGAGUUCUCCGCCCCUCGGUGGGGACUGAGCCUCACUCAGCAAGCAGUUGUCAGCUGGAUCAGUGUUUGCUGAGAAAACUCCACAGAAGUGACUGUCCCAUCCGGUGUUACGGAAACUUGGAUGGCCCGUGAAGGGUAGGGAGCGGGACGGAAAGGGACGGAACGGGACGGAGCAGGGAUGCCCCCUGUGAAACCACCCGUGAGGCAGGGCAGGGGUGAAGGGGAGUGAAUUGGCAAUACACUCCCCUGCCUUUCCUGUCGCCCCUUAAAUGUCCUCCCUUUAUUGUCAUGGGAAGCAGAGGAUGGGCCAAGAGGGAAGUCCAAGGUCUGCAGCACCCAGCUCAGGAGGCAGCAGUUCCGAGGUUAAUAUUCCCACGCAAAGGGUAUACGUAACGUAGGGUCUGGCUACACGUCGUGUUUCCAAAUGACGCUGUGUAUUUGAGAAAUUAAAAGAGUUUUCAAAAAUCUAGGGUAAAGCUGGACUUUCAGUAUGUUGGCAGGUUAAGGGCCAGGAACCAUUUCCUUAUUUUAAAUUAUGCUUUAAUAUUAUAAAUAAGUACAAAUGGAUGACAAGAAAGGAAUAAUUGAACUUCUAGCUGCAGAACUGGCAGUACGGCUGUGAAUUUUUGAAAAUUACUAACUAGCUGUGUAAAUCUUUUGAUCGUUAUUCUUUGGCUUCCAUUAAACGACUUCGUGGUCUGUAUCGUAAAAAGACUUAAAAUCCCUAAAAGCCCUUGGCUCUAAAUCUGGAAUAUAGCGUAUCCUCCACUGGCUACAGCAGUACACGAUGUCACGCUGAUAAACGUGCAAUUUGCACUGAACUGGUUCGUUCUUCAGCUGUGCAAAAACCCCACUACCCUACGUAAGUUGUCAAAUGUGUAUACUAUGGACAUUUUAAGUGUGCAUGUGGAUCUUAAAUUCACACUCUAAAACCUCGUGGGAAAAAGUCGACAGUAUUCGCUCUUAGGAGCAAGCGUGUGACUGCCAGAGAAAUUCAGAAGGGUGGAUUAUCCGGUUUAACCAGAACAUGAAUCUGGCCUCAAUUUGGGUUAAUGAGGUUGAUGAGACUAGUACAGAAUUAAUGACAACUGGCUUUCCAUGUCAACCCGCUCGUUUGUCAGCUGAGCAAAUCUGAACAAAUGAAUGAGGGGUAUAAGCUCACUCAUUUUGCAGUAGAAAAAAUAGCACAGGUCGUAUGCUAUCACACUAUUGGAAAUCACUUCAAAUUAAUGGACCCCUGAACGAGACAAAGCUUUUUACUUAUUUUAUCAUGGUAUUUUUCAAAAUGUAAUUUGAUCUUAAAUAUCCUGAAAGGAUCUAAAGGUUUUGCAGUUUUACUGGAAUAAAAACCAGUGCAAAUACUGGUUCAGCCCAACAAAUAGCCUGAAAAACUAAAUAUUCUCCAGAGGUGACAAGCUUGGUCCAGACUGGAUUAAAAAAAUUUUUUUUAAUGUUUAUUUUUGACAGAGAGAGACAGAGCAUGAGUGGGGGAGGGGCAGAGAGAGAGGGAGACACAAUCCGAAACAGGCUCCAGGCUCUGAGCGGUCAGCACGGAGCCCGACGCGGGGCUCGAACUCACGGACCGAGAGAUCAUGACCUGAGCCGAAGACGGACACUUAACCGACUGAGCCACCCAGGCGCCCCUCAAGCCUUUUUAAAAGCUUGGAUACACACCUUACUCAAAAGAUUGUCACUGGGCCAUUGGAAUAUAUAUUUUUUACUGUAGUCUCAUGUAAUUUUUUACAUUUAUGAUAUAAAACAGAUUUUUAUCAGGCAAAUGUUAAAUAUUUUCCUAUGAAAAUGCCCGUGUUUAAUUCUAUUGUGCUUAAUUGAAGGAAAUAUUCUGAAUUAUAAAGGUACUGUUUGGCUCAGAUGAAGAAAUACACUGUAACAAGCCAGAAAUUUGUUGUAUAUUUCUGAGUUGUAUGAUCUGGUUAAAAACGGAAGCAAUCCAAACCCUACCCAUAGUAAAUUUAGCAGAGCAUAGUUUAAAAAUAAACAUCUAGAUAACACGUCUAUUUAAGUAAAAAUUCCAACAGACGUUAAUAUGGCUUUAACAGACCUAAUAAACCCAAAAUUUGGAGGAAAUUUAUAUGAAAUAACAUUUUCUUAGAAAGUUGCCCUCUAAUUCAAGCAAUGCACUGGGAAAUUGCACCUUUUUGACAUGUGAGUAUAAAGAGUUGCCUAGUAUUGUUUUCUGGUUUAAAAAGCAAUUUUAAGUGCUGUCUGAAGAUCAAUAAUGUAAAAACGUAUAAUCAGAAGAUCUUAAUUCUUCUAAACUCAUUGGUUUGUAAAAUUGUGUACAUUUAAUGGGCAAAAAGUUUGGAUGACUGUAAUAUAUGUGAAAUGAAUGUAUUAGUGUGUUUUUGCCAUAAAAAUAAAUAUUGAAGAUACAA
This is a messenger RNA of Panthera uncia (snow leopard), 10569 nucleotides long. It is a transcript of the gene PTPN21, whose product is annotated as protein tyrosine phosphatase non-receptor type 21. The record is from RefSeq and is a predicted model, not a curated record. Gene Ontology annotation, molecular function: protein tyrosine phosphatase activity. The transcript has 19 exons. Gene Ontology annotation, biological process: protein dephosphorylation. Gene Ontology annotation, cellular component: cytoskeleton. Lineage: Eukaryota; Metazoa; Chordata; Mammalia; Carnivora; Felidae. Bases 529 to 3984 code for a protein of 1151 amino acids.